AUGUCGACACAUAUGACACUCGAUAAGCAAACGUUUCUUGCAAAUCAUCCCGCAUAUGGUUACAAUGGAACGAUCGAUGAGAUCUAUCAAAACGAGUUUUUAUCGCGUUUACCUACCGAUCGAGUCUAUCUCGAUCAUGCUGGAACAACAUUAUAUACUCAAUCUCAACUAGAUGCUCAUUUUCGUCAACUUCGAACGUCAUUCUUAAAUAAUCCUCAUAGCGAACAAGAAGACUCGAAAACAUUACUAUUAAUUCAGGAAUGCAUCGAAUCGAUCUUGUCAAUAUUUGAAACAUCCAGUCGAGAUUAUUCGAUUGUAUUCACAUUGAAUACGACACAUGCGUGCCAAUUACUAUCUACGUUAUUUCCAUUUUCAUCCAAAUCUGAAUAUGCGUAUAUGAUCGACAGUCAUAAUAGUCUCAUCGGCAUUCGACAACAAGCUAAACUUCACGGUGGUUCGUUUUCUGUUAUUGAUUAUCCUUCGUUUAUUUACAAUCAACGAACGAACUCUGACUCUCAUGAAUCUUUUCAUUGUGUUGGCCAUUCACCGCCAGACUCAGAAUCGACCAGCACAUCAAUAUCCUAUUGUCUAUUCGCAUGUCCAGCAGAGAAUAAUUUUAAUGGACUGCGACCGCCAUUGAAUGAACUUGUGCGUCCAUUUAUUACUGCACGAGAUGCUUCUUCGAGUGAAUUUCCAAUUCCAGUGAAAAAUCAACCAUCGAAAUCGUGUCGAUGGUUAACAUUGGUUGAUUGUGCGAAAUAUCUCUCAACAAAACCGUUCUCGCUCAAAUCGUAUCCUGUUGAUUUUGUUGUCUUGUCAUUCUAUAAAAUCUUUGGUUAUCCAACUGGCUUAGGUGCAUUGAUUAUUCGAAAUGAUGUACUAAAAAUCUUAAACAAAGAACAUUACUUUGGCGGUGGAAGUGUUGAAUAUGUCUCACCAUAUGAUGAAACUCGUGUUGAUUACAAAUCCAAUAUCAAUGGUUUCAUUCAUGGAACGAUUCCAUUCACAAGUAUUCUGUCUGUUUAUCAUGGUUUUCAGUUGAUCACAUCUCAAUUAACUUACAAAUCAAUUUCUCUACAUACACAAUGUUUAAUCGAUUACUGUCGAAAUGAAAUGUCUCGAUUGGCUUAUUCCAAUGGACAGAAACUUUGUUUAUUUUAUGAUGCAAGAGGUGAUUUAACGAGAGACUGUGGUUAUUCAUACGGACCAAUUUUAAAUUUUAAUCUGUAUAAUAAGCAUGGCCAGUUUCUUUCUUGUCGCUUGAUACAAAGGAUCGCCAGUGAUCAUAAUAUUACUCUACGUGUUGGAACAUUCUGUGCACCAGGUGCAAGUCAAAGUUAUCUUGGUUCGAGAAGGUCGCUUGAAACGAAUCAUGAGUGUUGUCGUGGACUUUUCUGUGGAACGAACCAUGAUGGCGAAGAUGUGAUCGAUUUCGGCCGACAACCACUGGGUAGUAUCCGUGUAAGUCUUGGUUGGAUGAGCCGAUAUGAAGAUAUUCAAAUCUGGAUUGACUUUCUCUGUCAAAUUGUUCUACAAGGCAUUGGAAUUGCACCAUUAUUUCCACCGUCAGUAGAGAAUGGAAAUCUCUUGACUGAAAAUCUUAAUUUAACUUUAACACAUAUUUACAUCUAUCCGAUAAAAUCUUGCGCACCUAUGUCAGUUACAGAAUGGCCUUUGACAUCGAUUGCUUUUCUCUAUGAUCGAGAAUGGAUGAUUGUUGAUCAAAAUAUGAAUCCAUUAACAUUAAAACGUUUACCAAGUUUAUCUCAAAUCAAACCUCAUAUUGAUCUAAAACAAAAACAAUUAAUACUCAGUGCCAGUAAUCAUCCGUCUUUUAUUAUUGAUAUUCAUCGCGAUUCAGCAAUUGUGAAAUCAUCGGUUCAAUUAAAGGACAGAGCUCUUUGUAAUGUUUAUUCAGGUGAAAUUGAACAAUGGCUAACUCGUGUGUUGGGUAUAUAUGCAACUUUAGCACGGCGAACAAUUGAUAGUCAAAUGACUCUAGCGAACGAAGGCGCUUUUCUUCUUGUACACGAAGAAAGUGUUCGACAAAUCAAAUCUGAAUUGACUGAUUAUGAGAAUAUCACACACGAACGUUUUCGCCCGAAUUUAGUUGUCGACGGGCAGAGUCCAAAACAAGUGUGUCCAGCAUACAGUGAAGAUUUAUGGAAACGCAUGCUCAUCUUCCAUGAAAACCAAAUUAUUCGAUUAGAAACAAGUGGUUUAUGCCAGCGUUGUUCGGCCGUUAAUGUUGACCCAUCGACAGGCAAAAAUCAAAGUCAUCUAUUUACCCGUUUACAAACACAACGGCGAGAAGCAAAUACUUUAAGGGCAAAUUUUGGUAUUUUAUUGAAUCUUUCCGAAAUAUAUCCACACGCUUUAAUUCGUGUCGGAGAUAGUAUUCAAGCUUUUACAUAA
Molecule: messenger RNA, 2415 nt
Organism: Adineta ricciae
Lineage: Eukaryota; Metazoa; Rotifera; Eurotatoria; Adinetida; Adinetidae
Source: the annotation of a GenBank genome assembly